CCUUCUCACGGGCGCAAAAAGCGAUUCGUGCUGGUUUCGACCUGAUUUCUCGCGAUGCUGGCUACCUCGUCGAUGCCGAGGACAUACAGCUUGAGCAACAGCUCAUUCGAAAGCUGCUGUAAAGACCUACAGCACUGUCAACUUUUAUGGGGGGAGUUGCAAAGGCGUGGUUUGCUUUCUAAAAACAAACGCCCAUUCUCAUUUUUGGGUACGUUCCCAUUUUUCCCGCAAGGUGAGGCCGGCCUCGCGCUACAACCUGCAAACACACGGCGCGCGAUACCAUCGAGGCCAGGGUGAUUGACGAAGAUCUCUGCAAUGGAGACCUACAAGGAGGUGGCCAACGGUGUCGGGGACGCCGUGCUUAAUUGGGCUCGGAAUGGGCAAACUUCCGACGCAACAAAGGGGUGGUUCCUUACAGACUUCGCUACCGCGCUGGCUAUCGUGGGGGCGUAUCUCGUCAUGGUGACGGUCGGUCCCAAGGUCAUGGCCGACAUGAGCCCUAUCGACAGCUACCCUGUCCGGUUCGUCUACAACGUCGUACAGAUUAUCCUGUGCUCGUACAUGUGCGUCGAGGCCUUCAUGAUUGCGUACCGCAACGGAUACCCUGUCCUCCCUUGCGCCCCCUUCGACGCCGAGAACCCCCCCGCGGCCAACUUGCUUUGGCUUUUUUACGUCUCUAAGGUCCUUGACUUCAUGGAUACCAUUUUCAUCGUCUUGAAGAAGUCGUGGAGGCAGCUUUCUUUCCUGCACGUCUACCACCACUGCACCAUCUUCCUGUUCUACUGGCUAAACGUCAACGCCGGGUACGACGGCGACGUGUACCUAACCAUCGUCCUCAAUGGCUUCAUCCACACCGUCAUGUACACCUACUACUUCGUUAGCAUGCACACGAAGGAUAUCUGGUGGAAGAAGUACCUGACGCUCAUGCAGAUGAUCCAGUUCGUGUGCAUGACAACCCAGGCCCUGUACCUCUUGUCUACCGGGUGCACGAGCUACCCUCCCCGCAUCGUGGUCGUGUAUGCGGGGUACAUCCUUUCCCUGCUCUUCCUGUUCGCCCAGUUCUACGUCAACAGCUACACAAAGAAGCCCACCGCAAAGAACGCAUAGUACAGCAUCGUCGAGCGUCGCAAAACCCAGCGCAUGAGGGCGGACGAGCCUCCGGCGGCUGGUCGUUAGUGGUGUGUUUUCGACAUUUUUCGAAACGUUUGUGUGGGCGAUCGCCCCCUCAUUUCUUAAAGCGAGACCUGGUGUCGGCAAACUAGCCGGAGGAAAUACGAGCGAGUCCGCGCUUGCGAUAGUUUCACGACACGGGCCCCCGGCAGCUAAGCCCAGCUCUUGAGGUGUGCACAAUCGUAGCGUUCAUGAGAAAUAAGGCUACGGUGGGUUGGGGCGGGGGCCGUCGGGUUGAGAGUGAAAGUAACGGCGCGGGGUGUGGCGCCGAGGCUGGCCCUUCGUCGUUCGUGAAAGGGGGAAGAUUUGGUGGU
Ectocarpus sp. CCAP 1310/34 is the source of this 1484-nucleotide messenger RNA. Lineage: Eukaryota; Phaeophyceae; Ectocarpales; Ectocarpaceae. The record is from the annotation of a GenBank genome assembly.